AAAAAACUCCAAUCCGCCCAAUCCGGCGAGGGCGCGCCGGGUUGUAAAAGCGCCCAGCAGGCGUGGCCAGCUUUGCCCAGGAGUGGAUUUCCUGUCCGGGGCAGCGGAGAGCGCCCUGCAAGCCGAAGAGCGCUGCGAUUUCUUUCUCUGCCUCCAACCUUUCUCCUCCGGUUCUGUGUUCGGAUCCGGAAGGGGAGGGGGGGAUCCAGGGGAAGCCGAGCUCAUGGAAAAGCCGAGCCAUUGAAAAGGACAAGCAUUGCAAACGCGCCCUCCCCCCUUUCCUCCUCCCCAUUCUGGAAACUUUACGCAGCAAAAGUCGUUGUGGGUCUUCAGGAAUUGUGGGGCGUGACUGCGUGACGUUGACCCCGGAGGUCCCUUCCGACUCUGUGAUUCUGUGCCAGCUUCUGUAGUAGAGGUCCAAUUCGGCACGGCGAGCGCUCUGUGAAAGAUGCACUAUUACCGGUAUUCUAAUGCUGAAGUCAGCUGUUGGUAUAAAUACCUGCUCUUCAGUUACAAUAUCAUCUUUUGGUUAGCUGGAGUUGCCUUUCUUGGAGCUGGUCUCUGGGCCUGGAGUGAAAAGGGUAUCUUAUCCGACAUCUCCAAAAUGACCCGCCUCAAUGGCUUUGACCCCGUCGUCCUCGUCUUGCUUGUCGGAGGGGUGAUGUUCAUUCUUGGAUUUGCUGGCUGCAUUGGAGCCUUGCGGGAGAAUAUCUGCCUUCUGAGAUUUUUCUGUGGCACGAUCGUGCUGAUUUUCAUCCUGGAGUUAGUCGUGGCCGUGCUGGCCUUCUUGUUCCAGGACUGGGUGAGGGACCAGGUAGAGACCUUCUUCAAGAACAAUAUUAAGUCGUACCGAGAUGACAUCGACUUGCAGAACCUCAUAGAUUCUUUGCAGAAAAUGAAUCAAUGCUGUGGUGCCCAGGAUCCGAACGACUGGGACUUGAACAUUUACUUCAACUGCAGCAGCAACAGCAAAAGCCGGGAGCGGUGUGGGGUCCCCUUUUCCUGCUGUAUCCCCGACCCUGCGCAAAAAGUUGUGAACACGCAGUGCGGCUACGAUGUAAGAACAAUGCCUAGAUCAAGCUGGGAUGAACGAAUCUUCACCAGGGGCUGCAUCCCUGCCCUGGAAGCCUGGUUGCCCCGGAACAUCUACAUCGUGGCAGGGGUCUUCGUAGCCAUUUCAUUAUUGCAGAUCUUUGGGAUUUUCUUGGCCAGGACUCUGAUUUCGGACAUUGAAGCGGUCAAGGCGGGCUACCAUUUCUAAAGAUGCAAGCGGAGAUCUUCCGUAAAGACCAACCUGUGUUUGCUUGCCUUACAUUGACAACAGAGAGAGAAGAGACCGGAGAACGUAGAAGAGACCCCAAAUGAGCUUUGUGAAGCCAUAAGUAUUUCAUUUUAAAAUACGUAGCUGGAUUCCAUCCCGCUUAGCUGAAAGCCUGAAUGGGAAACGAACCUCUUCUUCACAGCCACCUCUGUGAAUUUUUUUUUUUUAAUGACUGUGAUCUCCUGCAGGAAGAGGACUGAUCUUCAAACCUUCCAUUCUGAGAAUUGAAUUCUCGGAAUUAGCAGGAAUGGCAGCUGCUGAAGAUUCCUUCCUUCCCUGGAGCUUUUCUGUCAUAAGGACUACUGUCUUGUUGAGCAUUUGCAGGAUUGUUUACAUUCCAAAUGUUGAUUGACGCAAAAGAAGUCCCGUGAUGCCAAAUGACCUUUUCCUAAGAAAGGGUGGGUUUUGGGGUGAGGGGGCAGUGGGGGGAGCUUACACGGAUGCCUUUAAGAACUAUUGAAAACUUUUUGUUCAGGGAUUUUUGUUGUGCAUGUGGACAAAUUUGGAGCGUACAGCGUGGGCUUUGUUUGUCAGAGAAAAUUUUGGAGCCAUAGGCAUGUACAGAUUUCGGAAACCUGUGAAAGCUGGGUCUUGCUUUUAAGCCUCCUCUGUACAGGACUAAAGGGUUUCCUCUUUGAGCCAUCUGUAAAAAGUUUCCAUUUUCAGGCACUAAAUUUCUGAAAGGAGAACACUGGAGAUUUUUGUUUGUUUGUUUUAAAGGAUUUUGUACCGUAUUGAAAAUCUUUUUCCUUUACAGAGUUGUACAGAAUCGAUCGGUGCAUUUGUACGUUCGGUAGCAUCAGACUAGUGACCUGUUCGGGAAGGUUGAGGCCGGAUUCUCGUGUUGCGUUUUUCUUCUUUUUUUGAGACUUUUGUAAUCUGUCACUAUUUAUAGCCAGCCGAGCAAGGAAAAAGUGUUUACUUACUGUUUUGCUAAUACUGUUUUACGUAGCAUUAAUUUCUCAAUCAGUUUAUUGGAAGCCACUUGGUUUGCUAGAGGCGGGGAAGCCCCAGUUUCUUGAGAAAUGUCCGUUCUUGACCCUUGAGGCUUGCCCCUAAAGGUGGUUGUUUUUCCAUCUUUUUUAAAAAAUGGCAUCUUAGCCUAAUUAGCCAAACCAAUUGCGGGGUGGGGGCCAGGAAUGCGCCCAAAGUUUCCUAGAUAUUUGCAAGCUAUUAGUUGUAUUUCAGAGUUUGGUGUGAUGUUAGAAUGUGUGCCCUCUUUUGUGGGGCUCUUAAAAAUAUACACACACUUAAUAGUAUGGCUAAUCUUUUUUUCGUUCAGUGUCUCACCAAGGAUUAGACUCAGCCUCAUUGUGGUCUGCAUUAGAACUCAGUUCUUUUCGUUGAAGAUGCCCAGGCGGGUGGGUGAAGGGGAGCUUAUUGUAUUUCACCUUGAGCGAAAUUUGACCUUCCAGAUUCAAGUUUAGUUCCAUACUCCUUGCAAUGAAUUGGAAUUGCCACCUUGGUUUGGCGCCCCCUUCAUGCAUUCCAGUGAACUGCCAUGGUAGAGCAUAAUUUCGGAAAAGAGUGAGCAUUAAUUUGUUUCAGGGUUCCCCUAGGACUGUGGAAUGCAACUGCCAUCCCAUUUUGUGUGUUUUAAAUAGAGGGCAAAUACAGUACCAGUUGGGCGCUUUUUCUUCUGUUCAGGUUGGGCGAGUGGGAAGAACCGGCUUAACUUUCUCCUGGAACUCAACAGGCCUUAAGAAUUCUUAACUUCCGCUUCAUCUUACCCAAACGUCUUACUGCUAAUCAUCAUUUUCCUGCCCAGGAAUGGCAGACUCCAUUGUCUAAUAUGCAUCGCAAAUGCUGUAUUUUUGUAAGCCUGAACCUGUUUGUGUGGGGUUUUUUUUUACCUGCAUGGAAAAUAAUCAGCAACAAAACUUUUUUCUUUU
Molecule: messenger RNA, 3213 nt
Organism: Heteronotia binoei (common prickly gecko)
Lineage: Eukaryota; Metazoa; Chordata; Lepidosauria; Squamata; Gekkonidae
Gene: TSPAN14
Product: tetraspanin 14
Exons: 10
Coding region: 449-1261 (270 amino acids)
Biological process (GO): protein maturation; protein localization to plasma membrane; regulation of vascular endothelial growth factor signaling pathway
Cellular component (GO): membrane
Source: RefSeq, a predicted model, not a curated record